AUGGACCUCACGCUUAUGACGUUCGGCUGCCUGGGCACAUUUAUCAAGUACUUGGAUAAGUCCAACCUCCAGAAUGCAUUCGUCAGUGGGAUGAAGGAAGAGAUGUCCCUGUAUGGGAAUCAGGAAAUGAAUUACGCCAACACCGCAUACGCAGUUGCCAAUAUAAUUGCAAUAUGGCCAGUGAACCUCCUCCUCACGCGCACAAACCCGCGCUGGUUCAUCCCCUUCCUCGAAAUCGGAUGGACGAUUAUCACCUUCGCGCAGUCUUCAAUGUCAAAACCAGUCCACAUGUACGUGCUGCGAGCAAUACUGGUGGUAUUUGAGACCGGCCAUUUCUCGGCCAUGAUGUACCUCUGCGGUGCGUGGUACCAGAAGGAGGAAUUGUCGCGGCGCAUCGCUAUCAUCAACAUGACCACGGCGAUAGGGCCGAUGUUUUCGAGUUAUCUGCAGGCCGCGGCGUAUAAUGGAUUGAAUGGUGUACAUGGGAAGGCUGGGUGGCGGUGGUUGUUUAUUAUUGAUGGCGUUAUAUCGUUAGGGGUUAUUCUGCCUCAAAUCCUCUUCUAUCCCGACGUCCCAGCUCGCCAGAAGCCGGAUCGUCUAUUUACUGCCAGGGAAAUCGAACUGGCACGAAAUCGAAACCCAAAGGAAGGACGAGUCAGACAGGGCCAAUUUACAAUGAAACAAAUCAAGAGAUGGUUUUUCACAUUGGAUAUAUGGCUCCUCUGGUUAAUCUCCUUCUGCAACUGCGUCUGCCAACAACCACUGCUAUCCAUGUCCUACUGGCUCAAAGCCUGGAACGAAAUAAAGCCAGGCUCCUACACCGUCGCCCAAAUCAACAACUACACAACCCCCAUCCAAGCCAUAAUCGUCAUAAUCACCCUCUCCAUGGCCUGGACAAGCGACACCCUCCUCCACGGGCGCCGCUGGCCCCUUCUCGUUCUCGGCAGCACAUCCGCAGCAAUAAUCUUCCUCACCCUCGCCAGCACACCCGUCUUCCCCACCAACCGCGCAGGCCGGUGGACACUCUACUACCUCUCCGGGCUCUGCCAGGCAAGCUGUUCCAUGUUCUGGGCGUGGACGCAGGAUACACUCUCCGGGGACCCGGCGACGAGGGCGUUUGCGAGUGCGGGUCUGAAUGUGUGGGCUUAUGUUGCCGAUGCGACGAUUCCGUUGGGGCUGUUUAAGACUGUGGAUCAGCCCGGUGUUGUGAGUGGGAAUUAUGCCGCGGCGGGGUUUGCGGUGCUGCAUUCGCUGACGGCAUUGCUUUUGGCUUAUGUGCAGUAUCGGAGGGGAGGGGGGAGGGAGGAGGGUGUAGGUGUCGAGGAGGGUGAAGGUAAUCGUGUGGAAGAGGGUGGGAAUAAGAGUGCGUCUGUAGUGAGGGAAUCUACAGUUUAA
Aspergillus puulaauensis is the source of this 1395-nucleotide messenger RNA. RefSeq lists its product as uncharacterized. Gene Ontology annotation, molecular function: transmembrane transporter activity. The transcript is spliced from 9 exons. Bases 1 to 1395 code for a protein of 464 amino acids. Gene Ontology annotation, biological process: transmembrane transport. The record is from RefSeq and is a predicted model, not a curated record. Lineage: Eukaryota; Fungi; Ascomycota; Eurotiomycetes; Eurotiales; Aspergillaceae. Gene Ontology annotation, cellular component: membrane.